Molecule: messenger RNA, 1371 nt
Organism: Meriones unguiculatus (Mongolian gerbil)
Lineage: Eukaryota; Metazoa; Chordata; Mammalia; Rodentia; Muridae
Gene: Stmnd1
Product: stathmin domain containing 1
Exons: 5
Coding region: 124-948 (274 amino acids)
Biological process (GO): microtubule depolymerization; regulation of microtubule polymerization or depolymerization; neuron projection development
Cellular component (GO): neuron projection; cytoplasm
Molecular function (GO): tubulin binding
Source: RefSeq, a predicted model, not a curated record
CUUGCUGAACACCUCCUGCCCAGCCUGGAGGUGUGGGAGGAGGGAGCGUUGGGCCUGACUGGGGAACAAGGACUCCAGGAGAAGAUAGGAGCUCCUGGGGUCACAGUCUAGAGAGGAGGAGCGAUGGGCUGCGGACCUUCCCAGCAAGCAGAGGACCAGAGCCAGAGCAGAUUACCCUCUCCCAGGAAGGGCUGGGAAGAGGGAUCCAAGGCUGAUGUCAGAGUGACUUCUUCCAAAGAGAUUUGCAGCCCCCAAACUGAAGCUGCAUGGCCCAGGGACACUGUAGACAAUGCCGAAUGUCUGGACCAACAAAUCCAGAUGGGAAGCUUGCCUGGGACUAUUCCAGAAAGUUCUCCAAAUGGGAGAGUAAAUUCAGACCCAGUGGCCAAUGAACUAAUCAAUAAACCCCAACUCCUGGAGAGUCAGGAGCGACCAAAGUCAUCAGACAUCCUGGAAGAGCUAAUUGUCCAAGGAAUCAUACAGAGCCGAAGCAAAGUGUUUAGAAAUGGAGAAUCGUAUGACGUCACGGUGGACACUACUGAAAAGCCACUGAGAAAGCCACCAGCCAGACUGAAAAAACUUAAGGUGAAAAGGGAGGUAAAGGAUUUUACAAUCCAAGACCUAGAAGAGAAGAUGCAGGCGGCAGAGGAGCGCAGAAAGAUGAAAAAAGAAGAAAUAAGAAAAAGGCAGCGGAGUGACCGACCUCUACCUGCUGCCAAUCCCUCAGAUGAUGCUGAGCUGGGCGGGGUGGAGCUUCCAUUUGCAAAAGGCCUUCCAGCUGUGAGCAGCCCUGCUCUGGAGAAGUCUUACCUGGCCCCGGAAGGAGAGCCACUCAAGAGGAAGAAGAGCGAAAGCCACAUGGCCCAGAUGAGCCAGAGCUACACCUGUGCAGGUUUGGGGCUUGUGGAGUCAGACGUGUAUUACAACCAAGAGGACAACAUAUUCUAACACGACAUUUUAAAAAUAGAUUUCACAAAAUGGUCCAUGAUCUCCUGUAGCAACGUAUGACUGUGUCUCUACCUGUAGAGGCUUCUGCCCUGGGUUUCGGAAUGGUUGUGUGAGCCGCAGGGAAUUAAUUGUAGUUGAGUGAAUUAGAGGAUGGAUUUACCAAGGAGGGGGUGGCGUAGCAAGGCUGGUGUUCCCCUUCAGAAUGGCUGCAGCACUAGGUCUGAGACAGGAAGUCCUUGCCAGCUCACGUGAAUAUGUCUGUGCCAAAAGAAAUUCUCCAUGUUCGUCUCUUACCUUGGUCGAGCCCGCUGAUGAGUCUGUCCCUCACUACAAGUUGCGUAGAUGUACAUUAUGUAUUUUAAUGUUCUGUGUGUUUCUUGUGUUUCAAUUCUCUGCUGUUAAAGAAUAAAGCAGUAUCUCGAA